UCUUCCAAAAACCAUUUUCUCUCUUUAAUAUUCUUUUUUCUUCUUUCUUGAUACUACUAUUUUUCAUUUUCUUUUCUUCCUUCUCUCUUGAGGAGGAGGAGCUCAGUAUCAGGAAAACAGCUAAAGAUCUAUGCCCUUGAAAAGGAACAUCGUAGUACCAAGUAGUUACUGUUUAGGGGUAGUAUUUGUUUGUGACUUGCUUCAACUACUGCUCUCAAGUCAAAUCUGCCAAACCAUCCAUCUAUAGUUAAAAACAAGGCUGACCCUGGUAGGUUUUGGUGUCGUUAGCUAAUCCCAGAAAGGGUUUCCCUUUUUGGUCUGGUCAGUGGAAUCCAGGUAUGAAUCCUUUAGGUUCAUCAGUGAAGGAGGAGUUUCCUGCUGGAUCUAGUUCAUGGUAUUCAGAUGAGACUUUUUCUUCGGCCACUCCUCAGCCAAUGGAGGGGCUUCACGAGUCUGGCCCUCCACCAUUUCUCACUAAGACUUAUGACCUUGUGGAUGAUCCAAGCACCGAUCAUAUUGUCUGUUGGAGUAAAGGUAACAACAGUUUUAUUGUUUGGGAUCCACUGACAUUUGCUAUGAACUUUCUUCCUAGGUACUUCAAGCAUAACAAUUUCUCAAGCUUUGUCAGGCAGCUCAACACUUAUGGUUUUAGAAAGGUUGAUGCAGAAAAAUGGGAGUUUUCUAAUGAAGGGUUCUUAAGGGGGCAAAGGCAUCUUUUGAGAAAUAUUAGGCGAAGAAAGACACCUCCCCAUCUCCAAUCUUCCAACCCAAAUUUAGAGUCUUGUCUUGAAGUGGGAAGGUUUGGAUUAGAUGCUGAAGUUGAUCGGUUGAGGCGUGACAAGCAGGUGCUAAUGCUGGAACUAGUAAGGCUUAGACAGCAACAACAGAAUACUAAAGCCUACCUUAAAACAAUGGAGCAAAGACUACGAGGAACUGAGAAUAAACAGCAGCAGAUGAUGACAUUCUUGGCUAGAGCAAUUCAGAAUCCUAGAAUCCUUGAGCAGUUAGUCCAACAGAAGGACAAAAGGAAAGAACUUGAGGAAGCAAUUGGCAACAAAAGGAGGAGGCCAAUCGAUAAAGGUCCUAGCUUUAGUGUUGGUGUAGGAGAAUUUGGUCAAGAAGGGGAAGAAGUUAACGAUUAUGUCAAACUAGAAUGUCAGGAUUAUGGUCAUGACCUGACUGGACUUACCGAUUUUGAGCUGAACACACUUGCAAUAAACAUGCAAGAGCCAACUCCACCUCCAAUGAAUUUGGAGGAAGAGUAUGUUGGAAAGGAAGACGACUCAUUUGAUGAUGGAUUUUGGGAUGGAUUGAUUCAUGAGGGCAUUGAAAAUGACAUAGGUUUGCGUGGUGGUGAAGGAGAAGAUCUAGAAGAUUUGGAUUUGUUAACCGAUCAGCUUGGUUUUCUGGGUUCUAAUCCACCGUAAAAGCCUCCCUCAACCUAAAUCUGUUUGGUGGUUGCUGAUCCCGACUUACUUGGGAUGCAAUACGUUUGUGGAAAAGCAAACUCACAGUUCAGCUGGUGUAUGGAUUAAGGCAUUUAACUUGUGAAGGUUAUGAAGUUAUUUAUUCAGCAUUGGAAUUCUUCCAGAAAUCUGACAAUCUUGGAGCUUCAGUAAUUGAUUGCAACACUAUGUUUAGCUUCUGUAAUUUAUUGCAACACUAUGUUUCAUAUCUGCUUUUGGAUUCCUUCUUGGCUGUAUUGCACUGCUUCUGGGAAUAGUACUUGUAGGGAGGUCUUUAAGCUGAA
Molecule: messenger RNA, 1750 nt
Organism: Coffea arabica (coffee)
Lineage: Eukaryota; Viridiplantae; Streptophyta; Magnoliopsida; Gentianales; Rubiaceae
Product: heat stress transcription factor A-6b
Biological process (GO): cellular response to heat; regulation of transcription by RNA polymerase II
Cellular component (GO): nucleus
Molecular function (GO): DNA-binding transcription factor activity; RNA polymerase II cis-regulatory region sequence-specific DNA binding
Source: RefSeq, a predicted model, not a curated record